Dovyalis caffra is the source of this 345-nucleotide messenger RNA. Lineage: Eukaryota; Viridiplantae; Streptophyta; Magnoliopsida; Malpighiales; Salicaceae. The record is from the annotation of a GenBank genome assembly.
AUGCUUGGAUUGAAUGAAGAAUUUUCAGAGGUCCUUGCCCAUGCUUCCACAAUGCCCAAGGUAUCAAUAGAUUCCCCCGACUCGGGUUCAGAUGAUGGAGCAACUAAGGAUGAGAAGAGUUCAGCAGCUGACACUGAUCAGUGGUCAUCAUCUCCAUAUAUGGAUCAUUUCGUCAAUCAAGCGAAGUCCACUGACCUUUCUUCUCAGCUAUAUUCACUGGUUAGGCGGGGGGUUGUGGGGCAGAGAGUUCAAGAUAAAGGGGCAGACUCUUUUGAUAUUGAUAUGGUGAAAACCUUCUUGUCUGUAUUUUUGGCCAAGGGACAGAUAUCACACAAUCCGAAGUGA